Gymnodraco acuticeps is the source of this 5311-nucleotide messenger RNA. Its product is annotated as potassium channel subfamily T member 1-like. The coding region runs from base 275 to 4066 and encodes 1263 amino acids. The transcript has 31 exons. Gene Ontology annotation, biological process: potassium ion transport. Gene Ontology annotation, cellular component: membrane. The record is from RefSeq and is a predicted model, not a curated record. NCBI's taxonomy places the organism in Eukaryota, Metazoa, Chordata, Actinopteri, Perciformes, Bathydraconidae. Gene Ontology annotation, molecular function: intracellular sodium-activated potassium channel activity.
CAGCUCCGGUAUGUUCCUGCUGCAGACCUCUCUGCUCCCCUCCUACCAGCCUCACUCACUGACACAUCUUCACAUUUGUAUCUUUGAGUUGGUCUGUAGACUGAGUUCCUCAGCCGGGGGUCACUUCUUGCAGCCUCUCCAUCUGCGUGUGCUGAACAACUCUUCCUCCAACAUGCACCUGAGUAGGUGAAGGGAGCAUCCAAAACGAAGGAGUUAUCACCAGUUUGUUCCCUUCUCUCCGGGUCUGUACUCCUUUCUGGCAGAUCACCCUCCGAUGCAAUUAACCCAGGAAGAAGACUUUGUAAAGGGGGACUCGACGCCGACCACCGAAGCUCUCCAGUCCGACGGCAGCGCCGGAUCUCCGGCCAAAAUGUGCAGUGAAUGUUACGUGAACCAGACAUUUGUGCACGACGAUGGCACCGUGAACGACCACAAGCCACGCUCCCCCUCAGCUCCUCUCCAGACCCACAGCAGCAGCAGUGGGGUGAUCCUGGACAUCGCUGCCCUUAACAUGGAGCAGCAGGAGAGCGAAGAGGUGCCUCCGCUGCCCCCCCGCUUCCGCUUCCGAGACCUGCUGCUCGGGGACCAGAGCUUCCAGAAUGAUGACAGGGUGCAGGUGGAGUUCUAUGUGAACGAAAACACCUUCAAGGAGCGGCUGAAGCUUUUCUUCAUCAAAAACCAAAGAUCAAGCCUCCGUAUCCGUGUGUUCAACUUCUCCCUGAAGCUGCUCACCUGUCUGCUGUACAUCAUCCGGGUGGUGACCGAUAACCCGGGUCACAGCGCAGGACAGCAGAACGCUAACAGUGGCAACGUCAAAUGUGUUGACUGCCAGUGGAACGGAUCAGUGCAGGACAGAGAGAUUAACUGGGGGUUGAUCUUCUGGGUGGAUAGAAAAGUUCCUGUCUGGGCCAUCCAAGUGAUUGUUGCCAUCAUUAGUUUUCUGGAGACUAUGUUACUGAUGUAUCUCAGCUACAAGGGGAACAUUUGGGAGCAGAUUUUCCAGGUGUCAUUUCUUCUGGAGAUGAUUAACACAGUUCCCUUCAUCAUCACGAUCUUCUGGCCCUCGAUCAGAAACAUCUUCAUCCCCGUGUUUCUCAACUGCUGGCUGGCCAAGUGUGCUUUGGAGAACAUGAUCAAUGACGUCCACAGAGCCAUCCAGCGGACGAACUCGGCCAUGUUCAACCAGGUUCUGAUCCUGAUCUGCACGCUGCUCUGCCUGGUGUUCACCGGCACAUGUGGGAUCCAGCACCUCGAGCGGGCGGGGAAAAAUCUGUCGCUCUUCAACUCCUUCUACUUCUGCAUCGUCACCUUCUCCACGGUGGGCUUCGGAGACGUCACCCCCCGCAUCUGGCCCUCCCAGCUGCUGGUGGUCAUCAUGAUCUGCGUGGCUCUGGUGGUGCUGCCUCUGCAGUUUGAGGAGCUGAUGUAUCUAUGGAUGGAGAGACAGAAGUCUGGAGGGAACUACAGCCGGCACCGCGCGCAGACGGAGAAACACGUGGUGCUGUGUGUCAGCGCGCUGAAGAUAGACCUGCUGAUGGACUUUCUCAAUGAGUUCUACGCACACCCCAGGCUGCAGGACUACUACGUGGUGAUCCUGUGCCCCAGUGAGAUGGACCUGCAGGUGCGCAGAGUGCUGCAGAUCCCUCUGUGGUCUCAGAGGGUCAUCUACCUGCAGGGGUCUGUCCUCAAAGACCAGGACCUGCUCAGAGCCAAAAUGGAUGACGCUGAGGCCUGUUUUAUUCUGAGCAGUCGUAACGAGGUGGAUCGCAUGGCAGCGGACCAUCAGACCAUCCUGAGAGCCUGGGCUGUGAAGGACUUUGCUCCCAAUUGCCCCCUUUAUGUUCAGAUACUCAAACCUGAAAAUAAGUUUCAUGUGAAAUUUGCAGAUCAUGUUGUGUGUGAGGAGGAGUUCAAGUACGCCAUGCUGGCCCUCAACUGUGUGUGUCCCGCCACCUCCACCCUGGUCACGCUCCUCGUGCACACCUCCCGCGGACGAGAGGGACAGCAGUCUCCGGAGCAGUGGCAGAGGAUGUACGGUUGUUGCUCUGGAAACGAGGUGUACCACAUCCGAGUGUGUGACAGCAAGUUCUUUGGAGAGUAUAAUGGCAAAAGCUUUACAUACGCCUCCUUUCAUGCUCACAAGAAGUACGGCGUGUGUCUGAUCGGGAUAAAGAAGGACGACAACAAGAGCAUCCUGCUGAACCCCGGCCCCCGCCACAUCAUGGCCGCCACCGACACCUGCUACUACAUCAACAUCACCAAGGAGGAGAACUCCGCCUUCAUCUUCAACCAGGAGCAGAGGAAGGGCCGCCCAGCGGGGGGGCUGUACGACGGACCCUCGCAGCUUCCUGUGCACAGCAUCAUCGCCAGCAUGGGCACUGUUGCCAUGGAUCUUCACAACACGAGUCCCCCUGAUGGGGGUAAACUGGUCCCGCCCUCAGUAAACGGAGCAGGGGGUCGCCGGCCGAGCAUCGCUCCAGUUCAGGAGAUCGCCGACUCCUCCUCCAUUCUGCCAUGUGACCUUCUCAGCGACCAAUCAGAAGAUGACUCUGUCUUCACAGAUGAGAAAUCUACUGAGUACGUGAAAGGUUAUCCCCCCAACUCUCCGUACAUCGGGAGCUCGCCCACCUUGUGCCAUCUGUUGGCAGAGAAUGCUCCGUUCUGCUGCCUACGACUGGACCAGGGUUGCAGGCACAACAGCUUUGAGGAUGCUAAGGCUUAUGGUUUUAAAAACAAGCUCAUAAUUGUGUCUGCUGAGACAGCAGGGAACGGUCUUUAUAACUUUAUCGUUCCUCUCAGAGCUUAUUACAGACCCAGAAAAGAACUCAACCCCAUUGUCCUGCUGCUGGAUAAUCCGCCGGAUAAUCACUUCCUGGAGGCCAUCUGCUGUUUUCCUAUGGUCUACUACAUGGCUGGGACCAUCGACAAUCUAGACAGCCUGCUGCAGUGUGGAAUUAUCUACGCUGAUAAUUUGGUGGUUGUGGAUAAAGAGAGUACAAUGAGUGCCGAAGAAGACUACAUGGCUGAUGCCAAAACUAUUGUCAAUGUGCAGACCAUGUUCAGGUUGUUUCCCAGUCUGAGCAUCAUCACAGAGCUAACUCAUCCCUCCAACAUGAGAUUCAUGCAGUUCAGGGCAAAGGACUGCUACUCACUGGCCCUGUCCAAACUUGAGAAGAAAGAGCGUGAUAAAGGCUCCAACUUGGCCUUCAUGUUUCGCCUACCCUUCGCUGCAGGGCGAGUGUUCAGUAUCAGCAUGCUGGACACCCUGCUGUAUCAGUCCUUUGUGAAGGACUACAUGAUCCUUAUUGCAAGGCUGCUUCUGGGGCUGGACACCACUCCAGGGUCAGGAUACCUCUGUGCUAUGAAGGUAACAGAGGAAGAUCUGUGGAUCAGUACUUAUGGCAGACUGUUCCAGAAACUCUGCUCCUCGAGUGCCGAAAUUCCUAUUGGGAUCUAUCGGACAGAAUCUCACAUUUUCCCAACUUCUGAGUCUCAGGUGUCAGUCAGUGUGGACGAAUGUGAGGACACCAAGGAGAAAGGGGAGGAGUCUCGCAGCAACGACCAGUCAGAUCACCCCCUGCUGAGGAAGAAGAGCAUGCAGUGGGCCCGGCGUCUGAGUAAGAAGAGUGUGAGGUGGCAGGGGCCCAGCCGGGACUCGAGCCGGGACCAUGGCCAGCGCAUCGCCCAGCAGCGCCUCAACCUGUACCGCCGCUCAGAGAGGGAGGAGCUCUCCGAGCUGGUCCGCAACCGCAUGAAGCAUCUGGGCCUCCCCACCUCAGGAUAUGAAGACCUCACUAACCUGACAGCCAGCGACGUCAUGAACAGAGUCAACCUGGGAUACCUACAAGAUUUUCCUGUUUCAGAUGAGCAGAACGAUCACCAGAACACCCUGUCUUACGUCCUGAUCAACCCCUCUCCUGACACCAGGCUGGAGCUCAAUGACGUUGUGUAUUUGAUUCGUUCGGACCCUCUGGCUCACGUCCCAGAGGAGACUCCUCUCCACAGAAGCAGCCUGAAAGAGAGACACGAGUCUGAAACAGAGCCCAGAGAGGACACCCAACUCUGAGGAACACGCUGACCUCCACUGAUACACCCCUUCAGCUUUUCACGGGGGUCUGGUUGCAUCCAUGCAGUCUGAAAGAGGACAAUCUGUGCUUCGAUGUUCCAGCACUGCAGUCUGCAACCGUGUUUUGAGUGCCUACUGUUGGCCGGUGGCAUUUCACCGUCUCCUGCUGUGAAAGCUCUCUCAGAUGAGCAUUCAGGGACAAGCUUAACAAACAAAAAGGAAGAUUUGAAUCAGGCCCAUCAAACCUGCUUGAUUAGAGUGACUUUCACUGACCACUGUCUGGAGAUGUUUAAUAUUGCUCAUGCUCUUUUGGGUUGUGGCUCCCCUAAAAAAAACAUGGAGUUUAGAGACUUUGGCCCAGGAUUGAUCUGUCUUUUCUUUCUUGUUCAGAUGCAUUUAUUCUAGUUGUGCCUGGUCUGUCACUUACCUAUUCACCUUCAAUCACAUCAAAUAAAACACAACACUCAACACUAUGUGACUUAAAUCAAAUAUGUGCAUUAAAGCUUUCCUUUAAAGCUUAUUUGUAGCUGAAUCAUAGAAGUAGUUGCUAACGGAGCCCGGCAUUAGAGAAAGAAAGGACACUAUUCACAUUUGUGAGCACAAGAUAUACUUAAUUUAAUGAAAUCAUUACCAGAUUUUGUUUUUGUGUCCACAAAUUAAAUCUUUGAUAAUGUAAGCCGUGGACAAGGCCAAGUCAUUCAUUCCAGUCCUUCGUUUAUAGAGAGAUGUGAAUACAUAUUAAUGAAGCUUUACUUUAGCUCUGGGAGGAGUUAUCUUGACGUGUUUACAAGACUUGCUGAUAAAGAAAGAUUGUGGAUGAUAUUAUGAGCAAUGCACAAUUUAUCAAGGAUCGAUAAACUACUGGAAUUAAUAAAUAGCGUCCUAGGUUUGUUAACUUUGUUCAGUGGCGUAGAGGUUUUAGAUAUUAAAUCAUGUAAAUAUUGUUGUUCCUCUGCAGCACAUUUCUGAGGUUGGAUGAGGUUUUUGCAAUACAAGUGCUCAGUUUAACCCUUUUAACAGUCUGUGCAAUAUAUUCAGUAUUGUGCCAUUCAGAUUGAUUUGAUUUGUACUAUAUUAGGAAUCAGAAAACUUUGACUUUAAGCACUACUUAAUUAAUAAAUGUGCUUGUACAUGUAUGGCUCUUUGGACAAGGUAGGAAUUUCUAAAAUGCUACAUCCUGUAUUGUAAGAAUAUUUGACUUUGACUUUAAUUUUCACAAUAAAGUGCUAUAUCAUGAAGUAAAAA